Coregonus sp. 'balchen' is the source of this 2968-nucleotide messenger RNA. The record is from the annotation of a GenBank genome assembly. Lineage: Eukaryota; Metazoa; Chordata; Actinopteri; Salmoniformes; Salmonidae.
AUGAUGUUGUGUCUUGGUCUGCAGCCCAUGGGGUCAGAGCGGGUGGAGAUGCGCAAGAGACAGAUGCAGGUGCACCAGGAAGCUGCUGCCAGUGUUCUCCAAACGCAGCACGGGAUGGGGAACUCGCCCACCAACGCCUGUUGCUUCUGCUGGUGUUGUUGCUGCAGCUGCUCCUGGUAGGUACCACCAUACCAAAGAUUUGAAAAAGAAACCAAGAUAGACCACAGCCUGUCGUUUCCAAUGGGAACAGAUGAGUCAUAGUGGGCAGAACAAGCAAGGAGGUGGGCCGAGCCAAGCACGAGCUAGCGAGGUUUCCUAUUGGCCCGUUCUAAGAAACAUCUGCAUAUUUCCGUUAGGGAACGCCUACUUUGUGAAAUGCGCGUGUGCAAUAACUCAAUUCGCCUUUGCAGUCCUAAACAACGCAAUUUUUUAAAACUUUGGCAAAGGCUAAAAUCUACUAAACGUAAUCCACUCUGUUCAUAACAGAUUCUAGUUUUGGGAACGGAAAACUGUAUUGAGAUCAAAUGCUUCAUAGAUGAGAAAAUUUGCAGAAUGUAGGCCAAAGUCCAUCUCCUUUCAUCUUCUCCCACUGCCAUAUUUGGUAGUGAGCGGAAACGCCAAGCGGAUGCUUCAUAUUAAUACAUCCAGUUAAAUAUCUGUCUCAUUGUUCUAUCUGUGACUAUACUGUCCAUAGUAAGGGGUUGUGUACCUAACAGCACCCUAUUGCAUAUAUAGUGCACUUCUUUUGACCAGGGCGCAUAGGGCUCUUGACAAAAGUAGUGUACUACAUAGGGAAUAGGGUGCCAUUUGGGACUCAACAGGGCCUACCGUAAUGAGAUUCCAUACCAUGCUCCUACCAACACUCCACACUCCUAUGCUCCAUAUACUCUGCACAGGACACAAACAGCAGAGCAUGAAAACUGAGCAUCUGCGGUUACACACACAGUCUCAGUGGGAAAAAACCCACAGGGACAUUUAUGUUAUGGAGUUAUUGACGUCUACGUAAGCAAGUUAUGCCUCUUCCUGUUGUGUCCAGAAUAAGAGCAUGCUAAUUCAGUCCCCAUUGAGUGGGAAUAGUCUGUCUCCACAUCAACCUCAGUUCAGUAAUGCUAAUUGUUGCAGCGCUACAGUGUGUGGCUGGGGAGCACAGUUGUGGUGGAUUCUCACAUGGCUUUAAUUAGGCUACAGAUGACUGCUACACCAGGUGUUUCAACACAUCUCCAAGGACUGGAUGACCGUAGUGUUUACGCAAGGCCCCCUUGCAGAGCUCACGAAGCAGGAUGUGCACCUCCCACCACUUUUUUUUUCAUAGUUUGGAACAAAUAACAUGCCUCUCUAUCUGCUACCCACCACACCAAUUGACAAUAGCUGAGACACAUACAUUGUACAUUGAUACAUUUUCUAUUUAUAUUGUUUUUCAUUGUUUUUCAGUCUGACUGUUAGGGCGGAGGAUGAGAGGAUAAAAAAAACCACCUAUGAGAGGAGAGCAGAGGAAAUCGCAAACUGUGAUGACAGGUAACAUCUGGAAUACUCUGGUCACCACUAGCAAUCAACAUCAAAAUAAUAUAACUAUAACACUUCACUAGUUCAAGAUUUCAGUCAAUCAGAUGACUAUGGUUGUAAGAUUAUGCAUAUCAUUGAUUAGAAUAUUGUAAUAACUACUGUAUAAUAAUGAUAAUCAGCUCUACACAAGUAUAUCUCCUAUAGGGCUAGCCACAUACUACAAGAAAAACAAGAAGAGAGAAUAUAGUUGAGACUGUGAUGAGUGUGAUAGAAGGAGUCAGGCGCAGGAGGGUAUAUCACCGAAUACAGAGUUUAUUCCGUCGUACACAAUUGCGCUGGAUAGCGACAACAGAAAACAGGCCAUGGGGAAACCAUCUACCCUGGCAAUACAAGGUACGGGUAGCUCCAACAAUAUACAGGCACAGGGGAAAUAUCUACCCCGGCAAUACAAGGUACGGGUAGCUCCACCGAGCUACACUACUCUCACAAUAAACAAUCACCCACAAGGACAAGGGGGCAGAGGGAACACUUAUACACAGACUAAUGAGGGGAUAAGAACCAGGUGUGUGUAAUUGACAAGCCAAGACACAUGGAAUGAUGAUAUAUGGAGCGGCAGUGGCUAGUAAGCCGGUGACGACGAACACCGAAGCCUGCCCGAACAAGGAGGGGAGGCAGCCUCGGCGGAAGUCAUGACAGAGACUGUUUAAUGUCGACUUUAAAUGGGGUCUCUAGAGAAAGAGAUCCUAUUAAAUUACAUAUGUAAUUUUAUGUUCUGAGUAAUUAUAUGUUCUGAGUUCCAUAUGUAAUUCUAUGGAUCUAGAGCUGAAACAAUGACAUUGAACAGUCUCAACGAUAUCUAUUAUAUGAAAUAAAGAGCAUGGUCCCUCUUUUGUAGCCCCAAGCCUAUUCUGGAGGAUGCGAUGACAUGGACCAUGUCAUUUGAGAGGCUGAUGAAGAGCCCUGCAGGGCGGGGCUGCUUCCGCCAGUUCCUGAGGACAGAGUUCAGUGAAGAGAACAUGAUGUUCUGGUUGGCCUGUGAGGAGCUCAAGAAGGAGACCAACAAAACUGUGGUGGAGGAGAAAGUACGACAGAUCUACGAGGACUUCAUCUCCAUCCUCUCCCCUAAAGAGGUGAGCUUACACCGCCCUUGCCAUUUAUAAGACUGAGGUGGUUUACUCUAAUUGUGCUAUAAGUUCAAGCUAUAAGCCUAUAAUGUUUUCUCUAUAGAGUAUUAUUUUCUCUUUAAAUGGUCAUUUCCUUCCUUGUCCAGGUGAGUUUGGACUCGCGUGUUCGAGACGUGAUUAACAAGAACAUGCUGGAGCCAACGUCGCACACGUUCGAAGACGCCCAGCAGCAGAUCUACACGCUGAUGCAGAGAGACUCAUACCCACGCUACAUGAACUCUACAGCGUAUGCAGAUCUACUGCAGGACCUGGCCGAACCACCACCUGCCACAGAGCCAUAG